Molecule: messenger RNA, 663 nt
Organism: Arctia plantaginis
Lineage: Eukaryota; Metazoa; Arthropoda; Insecta; Lepidoptera; Erebidae
Source: the annotation of a GenBank genome assembly
AUGUUUAAAAGUCGUUUAUCACAGAUGACCCGGGAGCUACACAACUCUAAUUCUAUCUGUCAAAGUUCGUCAGACUCAGUGAAGUCUACGCGUUCAUUAAUUCACUGUGAAGAAAACAUGGCACUUUUCAGUUGUAUGAGAUUGAGCAGCAGGCCUGUGCUCACUACUUUGAACAGGUUUCCUUCAUUAGUAGGAAGUGUAAAUUACGCUCAAGCUGCUGCAGGUGUACCAAAAAUCGUGUACAAGAAAUUUGAGCCGCCUGUAGAGGAACAUAUUGACAUCAGAAAUGAGAAACUCCAGCGGCCAUUAUCGCCUCAUCUCACCAUCUACUCCAUUCAGUUGACCACUGUGCUGUCCAUUACCCAUAGAACAUCUGGUAUUCUGUUGACUGGAUAUUUCAGUGCCCUCGGCAUUGGAGCCUUGGUGUUGCCACAUGAUAUUUCUCACUAUAUCUCCAUCAUUGAAAGUAUGAACCUGUCGCCGGCAACACUGUUUAUAGUCAAGGCUUGUCUUGCCGCUCCAUUCGGCUACCACUUUGCUAAUGGUAUCAGACAUUUGUACUGGGACACAGCUAAAGGGUUGUCGAUUAAGGAGGUUUACAGCACUGGUUAUACCAUGCUGGCAGUUGCAGCGGUUAUGACAUUGGGUUUAGCUGCUUUAUAA